UCUCCCCGUCUUUCCCUCCCCCUCUCCCCCUCUCUAUAUAUUCUCUCUCGUUAUCCAUUUCCUUGUCCACCAUCAUCUCUCAUGGAAACCCACUCUCUCCUCUCUUCCUCCUCUGAAUCCCCUGUUCAGCAUUUCGGCUGCAGACACUACAGAAGGAGCUGCAGGAUCAGAGCACCCUGCUGCAAUGAAAUUUUUGGCUGUCGCCAUUGUCAUAAUGAAGCUAAGAACUCCGACGAAGUCGAUCCCAUCCAUCGUCACGAUGUUCCCCGCCACGAUAUUACAAAGGUUAUCUGUUCUUCAUGCAAUACAGAACAAGAUGUUCAACAGUGUUGCAUUAACUGUGGAAUGUGCAUGGGGAAGUACUUCUGCGCUACUUGCAAAUUCUUCGAUGAUGAUAUUUCGAAGAAGCAAUACCACUGUGAUGAAUGUGGCAUCUGCAGAACUGGAGGCAAGGACAACUUUUUCCACUGUAUGAGAUGUGGCUGUUGCUACUCUAAUGUGAUGAAAGAAGGACACCGAUGUGUCGAACGCGCAAUGCAUCACAAUUGUCCCGUUUGUAUUGAGUAUCUAUUUGAUACCUUGCGAGACAUUACCGUCUUGCCUUGCGGCCAUACCAUACAUUUGGAGUGUGUUAGAGAGAUGGAGAAACAUUGCAGGUAUUCAUGCCCUGUUUGCUCAAAAUCCAUAUGCGACAUGUCAAGUCUUUGGAAGAAGCUUGACCAAGUGAUUGCUUCAACACCAAUGCCUGAAGCUUACAAAGACAAGAUGGUGUGGAUACUAUGCAAUGAUUGUGGAGUGAACUCUCAAGUGCAAUUCCACGUUGUUGCUCACAAGUGUUGGAAAUGCAACUCUUACAACACAAGACGGAGACAAGGAAGCCCUAGCCCUGCGUGCACUUCUUCAGUGACCGAGAUGGUGAGAUGAAGCUAUUGAAGUGGGGAGAAACAAGGGAGGUCUUGUGAAAAUCCUUAGCUCGAGUUUUCUUGAUUCUUGUUCGAGUUUAUUUUGAUACAUAUUGAAAAACAGGGUAGUAAACUUGCCUGGGAAAGUAUGCAAGUAGGGAAGUUCUGUGCAUAAAAGCAGUGACGGAGCCAAGAUCCUGGGUUAGGGGGGUAAUGAUGGAGUUAAGAUUUUUAAUAAAAAGAAGACAUUUCUGUCUCUUUUAAAUCAA
Molecule: messenger RNA, 1171 nt
Organism: Prosopis cineraria
Lineage: Eukaryota; Viridiplantae; Streptophyta; Magnoliopsida; Fabales; Fabaceae
Product: E3 ubiquitin-protein ligase RZFP34-like
Exons: 12
Coding region: 82-924 (280 amino acids)
Biological process (GO): ubiquitin-dependent protein catabolic process; protein ubiquitination
Cellular component (GO): nucleus
Molecular function (GO): ubiquitin protein ligase activity; zinc ion binding
Source: RefSeq, a predicted model, not a curated record